AUGGGUUGCUGCUUUACAAAAAAAAAGAACCAACUUAAACCCACAAAAGCUUAUGAAUACAUCAAUAAAAAUAAUAAAAAUGACAAACAAUAAGAACUUGAAUAAUCAUUUAUUUAAGAUGUGGAAGUUAUAAUAAUUGAUAAUAAAGAAGAAGAGUUAGAGAGACACUCACUUAAAUCAGAUUCAGAGUAUUAUUUAUAAACUAUUAUAUAUAGUAUUCAUAAUUGGGAAUAAGGUGAAGUACUUGGAUAAGGUGCUUUUGGGAAAGUAAUAAUGGGACUCUAGAAGAAUGGAUAAAUAAUGGCUGUGAAACAGGUAUUCAUUUAAAAUCAAAAUGAUGAUGUAUUAUAUAUAAAUAUUGUAGAAAGUGAAACAAUUAUAAAAAGAAAUUGAAAUGCUAAGUAAAUUGUAGCAUCCAAAUAUAGUACGUUAUAUUGGAUGUGAAUAGAAAAAUCAAUUCAUAAAUAUAUUUCUUGAAUAUGUUAGUGGAGGCUCAGUCUAUACUUUGCUGGAAAGAUUUGGAUGUUUUAAAGAGAGACUUAUCAAAACAUAUUUGAAAUAAAUACUGUUAGGAUUAAGUUAUUUACAUGCAAAGAAUGUUAUUCAUAGAGAUAUAAAAGGAGGAAACAUCUUAAUUGAUAAUUCUGGUAGAUGUAAAUUAGCAGGUAAUUUCAUACUUAAUUUUAGAUUUUGGUAGCAGUAAAUAAUUGAAUGAUAUAACACAUGAUAGUAUAGGAUCCAUUUGUGGAACUCCAAAUUUCAUGGCUCCUGAAGUAAUCAAUCAAGAAUAGUAUGGAAAAAAAGCAGAUAUCUGGAGUCUUGGUUGUACUAUAAUUGAAAUGGCUACUGGAUAACCACCUUAUUCUGAAUAUAAGGAUGCAAUUGCAAUCAUGGUCAAAAUAGGGAAAUCUACAAAACCACCUCCUAUACCAGAAUAAUUACAAUCUCCUGAAGCUAAAGAUUUCUUAUCUAAAUGUUUAUAAAUAGAUCCUAAAUAAAGAGCUACAGCAGAUGAACUUUUAAAGCAUCCUUUUUUAGAUGAACCUAAAUAAAGUUCAUUAUUGAAAAAGAAAUCAUCUUAUACAUUUAAUUAGAAGCAAGUCUAAACUUAUAAAUAUCAAGUUAAAAAUUCUUUUUUAUUGGAUGCUGAAAAUUAAGAUUAAUAAAUUGAACCAGUCUCACCAUAAUUUUAAGGAUAACAAGGAUAGAGUUAAACAGAAACUAACUUAAUCAACAUUAAGAGGAAGAAAGAAAAACCUCAAUAUUAAUUAGUAAUAGAACCAGAAUAAAAUGAUUGUAUUUUAACAGGAUAAGAAACAAAUAUAGUUGAUAAUCAAAAUAAGUUUCAAUUUUCAGAGUUUAAUGAAACUAACCCCAAAGAAUCAUACAUAAAACCAUUUAAUAAAGAGAACCCAGAUAAUCUAUAAAAAGAGUUGGACCUAAUAUUAGGAUAAUACAUAAGUUGA
Molecule: messenger RNA, 1466 nt
Organism: Paramecium pentaurelia
Lineage: Eukaryota; Ciliophora; Oligohymenophorea; Peniculida; Parameciidae
Source: the annotation of a GenBank genome assembly